AAAAAAACAAGAAAAAUAAUAAAAAGAGUAAUCGUGGACCAAGACACAAGUCAACCACUAGUCUUUGUCAUAGAGAAAGAACAAAUAAGGCUUUGAAGCAUCCAUCUUCCUAUGUAAGUUUCCUUAAAGAAACUGUUACACACAAGUACUCAUUUUCUUACAAACACUAAACAUCGAAGCUUCCUUUCUAAAGUAAAGUCUUCAGACCAAGAAAAGGGAAGAUCACGCAUUCUUAUAGGCGUAAUUCGUAAAUAGUGGUGAGUAUGAAUGAUGCAGACACAAACUUGGGGAGUAGUUUCAGCGAUGAUACUCACUCUGUGUUCGAGUUUCCGGAGCUAGACUUGUCAGAUGAAUGGAUGGAUGAUGAUCUUGUGUCUGCGGUUUCCGGGAUGAAUCAGUCUUAUGGUUAUCAGACUAGUGAUGUUGCUGGUGCUUUAUUCUCAGGUUCUUCUAGCUGUUUCAGUCAUCCUGAAUCUCCAAGUACCAAAACUUAUGUUGCUGCUACAGCCACUGCUUCUGCCGACAACCAAAACAAGAAAGAAAAGAAAAAAAUUAAAGGGAGAGUUGCGUUCAAGACACGGUCCGAGGUGGAAGUGCUUGACGACGGGUUCAAGUGGAGAAAGUAUGGGAAGAAGAUGGUGAAGAACAGCCCACAUCCAAGAAACUACUACAAAUGUUCAGUUGAUGGCUGUCCCGUGAAGAAAAGGGUUGAACGAGACAGAGAUGAUCCGAGCUUUGUGAUAACAACUUACGAGGGUUCCCACAAUCACUCAAGCAUGAACUAAGACUCGAACUAAGGCUCAAGGCGACCAUGCUAUAUUCAGCACAUCUUAUUUUCUAUGGUUACGAACGAUACUUAAAACUGCUUCUAGUUCUUUAUAUCCAUUGUAAACUGGUUGCAGGUUCACAAAUUUUGAGAGGUUUAUGACAUUCUAAAUCUGUAGUACUUCUAUAGCAUCUUAUUUUGCUACAAGUGAGAAUUGAUGGACGUAACAGUCCAGAGAACCUCAUAUCAUAUCAUAAACUAGCAAUCUUAGAAUAUCAAUGCAAAUCUAAGCAGAUAAUUACCAGAACAAUUCCCA
This is a messenger RNA of Arabidopsis thaliana (thale cress), 1082 nucleotides long. It is a transcript of the gene WRKY50, whose product is annotated as WRKY DNA-binding protein 50. Gene Ontology annotation, molecular function: DNA-binding transcription factor activity; sequence-specific DNA binding. NCBI's taxonomy places the organism in Eukaryota, Viridiplantae, Streptophyta, Magnoliopsida, Brassicales, Brassicaceae. The record is from RefSeq and is marked reviewed. Gene Ontology annotation, biological process: regulation of DNA-templated transcription. Bases 264 to 785 code for a protein of 173 amino acids. Gene Ontology annotation, cellular component: nucleus. The transcript has 3 exons.